Gastrolobium bilobum is the source of this 2496-nucleotide messenger RNA. RefSeq lists its product as uncharacterized. The annotation marks the transcript as partial. Lineage: Eukaryota; Viridiplantae; Streptophyta; Magnoliopsida; Fabales; Fabaceae. The transcript is spliced from 4 exons. The record is from RefSeq and is a predicted model, not a curated record.
AUGCGAGGUACUAUUAAUCCAAACUCUUUGUUGUUUGAUCCAGAAUUAGAAAAGACAAUUAGGAAGAACAGGAAGACAGCAAGACAAAGGAAGCUACAAGAAAGGGGUGAAUCUAGUGUGACAAUUCAGGAAGAGGUCAUGGAAGAAAAUCACAGACCACCACCACAUAGGACAUUGGGAGAUUACAUGACUCCCACUGUCAUUCCACCGAUUGGGAGUGUAGUUCGACCUACUGUGGAGCCCGACAACUUUGAGUUGAAACCUGCAUUAGUACAAUUGGUGCAGAAGGAACAAUUUGCUGGCACCAGUGCAGAAGAUCUAUAUCUGCACAUUGAGAACUUCUUACUUUUGAGUACGGUGAAGAUCAAUGGUGUGACUAGAGAUGCCAUCUUGUUAAGAUUGUUCACACAUUCACUGAAGGAUGAUGCAAGAAGAUGGUUACAAUCACUACCUCAAGGAAGUAUCACAACUUGGGAUGAUCUGCAGACUAAGUUCUUAUCCCGGUUCUUUUCAGCAUCAAAGAGGCCGAAAUUGAAGAAUAAGAUUACAGGGUUUAAGAGAAAAGAAUCAGAGUCUAUCUAUGAAUCCCGGGAGAGAUUCAAGACACUUUUGAGGAAAUGUCCACAACAUGGAAUCGAAGUAUGGAAUCAAGCAGCAAUAUUUCUCCAAGGGUUGACAACAAACACUAGGACAUUGGUAAAUGCCAUGGCUGGUGGUUCAUUGACAACCAAGACGCCUCAGGAAGCCCUUGACAUAUUUGAAUCUCUAGCAUCUCAAGAGUUCGAUAAUGCUCCGGUGAAUGACAGAGGAACAAGAAUUAUAAAACUUGAUGGUUAUGAUGCUUUGUUAGCCAAGAAUGAUCAGAUGAUGCAAGUGCAAAAACAACAACAACAACAGUUGGAUACUCUCACUAAGCAGCUAUCUUCUCAAAAGGUUGCUUCUGUAGACACUAAUCCUGUGUGUGCAAUUUGUGGGAAAAGCCAUGUUACAGACGAUUGUGAUUAUGGGGGAUCUGUUGAACAAGCAGAAGUGAAUGGGGGAUGGUAUGAUCAGAGGAACCAUAACAACCAGGGGCAAAAUGUAUAUGUUCCACCAUGGGAGAAUAGGAAUCAACACCCAGGGUUCAGUUAUAGUUCUAAUCACCAGUUGAAUCCUCCACUGCAUCCUCCUCCACAUUCUUCACAACAAGGUGAUACCUCUGCAUGGGAGAAAGCUUUUGCCCAGUUAUCAAAGACUACUCAAGAUUAUAUUAAGGGGUCAAAUUCUUUCAGAGAAGAAACUUAUGCAUUCAUGCAAGAGACAAAAAUAGCAUUCAGGAACCAGGAAGCAUCCAUCCGGAAUUUGGAGACCCAAAUUGAAAAAGUUGAGAAAGAUAGGAAAGAAGAUGAGGUAGUUGUGGAAAAUAAUUCUUCACCCCAGAAGUUGAUGAAGUGGGAGAAGAAGAAAAUGACUGACAAGCAGGACCAGCCAGUUAAUCUAUCUCCAUAUGCCAAAGUUCCUUAUCCUCAGAGGUUGAAGCAAGAAAUUCAGAAACAACAUUAUGCAAGAUAUCUGGGUAUUUUCAAGAAAUUACAGAUCAACAUUCCAUUUGCUGAAGCUUUGGAGAACAUGCCCCACUAUGCAAAAUUUAUGAAGGAUCUUUUGUCUAAGAAGAGGAAGUUGAAAGAUGGUGAGACUGUGGCGUUAACGGAGGAAUGUAGCGCCCUGAUUCAGAAGAAGCUUCCUCCAAAGUUAAAAGACCCAGGAAGUUUCAGCAUUCUUAUCGCUAUUGGAGAUGUGGAAGUAGGAAAAGCACUUUGUGACUUGGGGGCAAGUAUAAAUUUGAUGCCAUUGUCUGUCUGCAGAGCGUUGGAGAUUAACAAGUUGAAAGACACUAAUAUUAUUCUGCAUCUAGCCGAUAGAUCAAUUAAGAAACCAGAAGGGGUGGUAGAAGAUGUUCUGGUCAAGGUGGAUAAAUUCAUCUUCCCUGUGGAUUUUGUUAUACUUGAUAUGGAAGAGAAGGAUACUGAAAGUCCUCUAUUCCUAGGGAGACCAUUCUUAGGCACUGCAAGAUCCCUGAUUGAUGUUGAACAAGGGAAGAUGAUGUUAAGGGAGGUUGUGGAAGAAGUGAUAGGAGAAGAAGACUUUUCACUUGAGAAAGACAAAUUCAAGGAAGAGACAAGUGUGGAAUAUUAUCAGGAAGAACCAAAAAUAGAAGAGCUGGAAAAGAAGGUAGAUGACAUUCCUAAGGGAGAACCCAAGGUGGAGCUUAAAGAACUACCUUCAAAUCUCAAGUAUGUGUUUCUUGGAGAUGAUCAAACAUACCCAGCCAUUAUCAAUGCAUUGUUGUCUGAAGGGGAGGAAGUAAAGUUGAUUGAGAUAUUGAUGGAAGAGGAGGUUAAACCAGUGAGGCAACCACAGAGAAGACUCAAUCCUACUAUGAAAGAGGUAGUGAAGAAGGAAGUGGUGAAGCUGCUUGAUGCUGGAAUGAUCUAUCCUAUUUCAGAUAGUGCUUGG